AUGUGUCCCAACACCGGCUCCGGAGCCACCAAAUGCUAUCUCUCUGUCACCGCGCUCUCUUCCCACGGCCCCAACGCCAUACUCAACGCCUACGAGGCCAACUACAGAGUCACGCACUAUCAGGCCCAGCAGCUGUCGCUCUUCUCGCACUUUUUCGAGCAGAUACAGCGCCAGGAUGGAUGUGCAAGGCGUCCAGCAGAAGCGCAUUUGUCUCCAAAUGACCUGGCGCCCACCAUACGCAUCUCGCUUCCGAUGCCCAUGCAUUUUGAUGCGCUCCUCCACUGGCUCUACCACCAAGACGAUGAAGCCAUUCACCAAGCGCUCGAUGGGGACGCCGACUCGGACUCUCUCGUGCUGUACUUUGGCUUGAUCGAGAAUGCUCGGUAUCUCCUUGUUCAAGACAGCUUCUUCGAGGCCCUUGGUGUCUGGACGGGCCGCCGCUGGUCUCGUCUCUCACUCCACCUCCAUCCCAAGUUCACCCACUUCCACAUCCCCGAGCCCCUCAUUGUGGCGGCUGUGUUGGCGGUUCCAUACUCCUGCUGGCUGUAUGACAGCGUCGAUACACAGAUGCUCGACAAGUGGGCCAACGACAAUAGGUUCAAGCACAGCAAGAUUACCAAGCGUCUGGGCCUGGCUUCUGGGACUGGAUUCCAGCGGUUGGCUGCACAAAACCCAUCUGGGCCCCCCACGACGGACUCUGAAGCGACCUUGCACCGAUUCGGCGCACCUGUGGCCAAGGGUCAUCAAGACGACCACUCGAUUCUCGAUCUUUACAUCACUCCAGACAUCGUCGGUACGCACUGCCGAGGUCUGGAGAGGCACGAGGUUACUGACGACGCCGAAAGCGACACCUUGCGUGGUGCUGACGUUGAGGAUGAAGACUCGGAUAUCCUGAACCAAAGCUGGCCGGGCUCGAAACGAAGCCUGGCUGCACUCGCCUCCGGAGACCGCGCCGGAUCGGCGAAAGGCGGCAUCCUACAGAGUGCCCUGGAUACAGUGGCCAUGACCGGGAGCAAGAUCAAGGGCCUGGGCUACCGUCUGAAGCUGUAG
Polychytrium aggregatum is the source of this 1050-nucleotide messenger RNA. RefSeq lists its product as uncharacterized. The transcript has a single exon. The record is from RefSeq and is a predicted model, not a curated record. Bases 1 to 1050 code for a protein of 349 amino acids. Lineage: Eukaryota; Fungi; Chytridiomycota; Chytridiomycetes; Polychytriales.